AAAACUAGGAAUUCCCUGGAGGCACUGUUGCUGCCAAAAAUGAAAGAGGACCGAAAGAAUAAGUUCUAAAAGUGGUUACUAAAAAUGUCAUUCACUUUAAGGCUCAAGACAUUAGCACGAAUUCUGUUCCGAUGAAAAGUGUACGCAUACCAUGCGCCGCGGUGAAUUUGCCGCGUAAUUGCCAAUUACCCGAAGUAGUUGUGUGGUAGUUGUGCGAACAAUGCUUCGUCCUGCAACAAUGGCAGCCACUUCGUAACCAGUUUUUGGCUUGGGGGGGACUUCUAUUAUACAGUUUGUUGUAGGUGGGAGAUCGAGUCAUAGCGGCACACCCAAAGGAAUGACGUCAGGUGUAUAUAGUAAAACAUAAGUGCCAGUAGAAAUAACAUAGAUUCUUCAAGAAUUUCAAACAAAUAGCCAAAAAUGACAUUAAAAACAAAGAGAUUUCUAAUAUUCUGUGUGACAUUAUUGUGCAUGUCUUUGGGCUCGGACUCGAUAAAAUGUUAUCAGUGUAGUUCGGAUACAGACCCAAAAGGCUCGGAUGUAUGUGGAUCAUAUAAUAAAUUUGAUAAAGAAACAAACAUCGCCAUUGAAUGCAAUACGGAAGAGUCACACAUGCCUGGAUCAUUUUGUGUGAAAUAUGUACAACAAAGUCCACGUGGUUUUAUUUGGGACGGUAGAUGGAGACAGGUAAUUCGAAGAUGUGCCUCGGUGGCAAGUACUGGAGUUACAGGUGUGUGUAAUUGGGGAAUUUACGAAAAUGGCGUUUAUUGGGAGGAAUGUUAUUGUUCAGAAGAUUAUUGCAAUGGAACCUCGAGUUUUAAAGGAAUGUCAGUUUUCUACGUAUGCAUAAUCGCAGUAAUGCCCUUAAUUUUCUUUUGGAGGUAAACAAUUUUUAAUUUUACGGAUUUUCCAAAAUUCUUGUUUUUAAUGCAAAUUUUAUACUCAAGAAUCCUUCACAUAGAGAUUCGUGCGAUACCGCAGGAAAAGAUUUCUACUUGAAAUAUCUAGAAUCCUCUCUAAAAUUUUCAUUUGUCCUUAUUUUUUAUUGAUAAGGAUUUUUAUUAAUUAAAAAAAUGUUUUCUAAAAACAAGACAAAACUUUUACUUUAAUUAUGUAUAAUAUAAUUAUUAUUAUUAUUAUUAUUAUUAUUAUGAACAAACCGUCCAUUUUUAGCUUUUAUAAAUAAUUGUGAUUAUAAGAAAAGAUAUGACACAUUUUUUAUACAUAUACAACUUGUUCAAUUAUUGAGAUUAAGACGAUUUUUAAAAAAUCUCAAAUUUACUGUAAAUAGCGUCUAAGAAUUUACUGUUAGAGCUACUACUUUUAAGAUUACAUUCUAUAAUAUGUAUAUAUAAUAUAUAUUAAAGCAGUUCAUUACGCUUAGAAAAUCAACUCCGUCCAAUAAAAUUUCUAUUUAAUAGAAAUUGUUUUAGAACAAAAGAAUAAGACACACUGCAAGACUAAAGCACUUUAUAAUAAUUGAUUAAUUAUUUCUGAAAUAACAUUAUUGAAAUUGACAAUUAUUCAUGUACAUAAAUUAAAAUUUUAAUUUAAUAAAAUAUACAUGAAAGUAUAUGCCUAUUAUUACAAUUGAAA
Molecule: messenger RNA, 1596 nt
Organism: Leptopilina heterotoma
Lineage: Eukaryota; Metazoa; Arthropoda; Insecta; Hymenoptera; Figitidae
Exons: 4
Coding region: 421-885 (154 amino acids)
Biological process (GO): sleep; regulation of synaptic transmission, cholinergic; positive regulation of voltage-gated potassium channel activity
Source: RefSeq, a predicted model, not a curated record